CUACGGUAAAAAUGUUAUGUUUAAUAUGAGCUAGUGUCGGUAUUUUAUGCAAAUUUUACAGGUGUGGAAUAUUUACUUCACCGGCUGGAAAAUAUGGCGACAACCCGUGUUUCAGUGGAAGUCACUGUACGAGAAGCUAGAGAGGAUGACUGUGAAGGUAUUGCAACUCUCAUUCAGGAACUUGCUGACUAUGAGAAAAUGCCAACUGGGCCUAAGAUAGGAGCUGAAACAUUGCGAAAAGAUGGAUUUGGUCCUGAAAAGAUGUUCCGUUGCUUCGUUGCUGAUGACAACGCAAACCUAGUUGGUUAUGCGUUGUACUUUUUCAACUACUCGACUUGGGAAGGAGUGAAUGUGUAUCUUGAAGAUCUCUAUGUUACUCCGAGCCACAGGCAACAGGGCGUAGGUGUCAGGCUGUGGAAAGCUGUUGCGAAAGUUGCGGUUGAAAGAAAUUGUAAUCGUCUAGAUUGGGUGGUCCUGGGCUGGAACAAAUCUUCUGUCGAGUUCUAUGAAGCUAAGGGAGCCGUAAACCUCACACAGGACGAAGAUUGGAAUUUGUUUAGAUUAACAGGAGACAACCUAAAAGCAUUUGCAUUGUCUUGCUAACCUUGACCCUGUGGUGGGCUACGUUUAUAUGUCAAAUAUUUACCCUUGGGGUCAAUUUGCGCCCAAGGGGGUAAAUUUGCCCCAAAGGGGGCAAUUUUAACCUGGGGUAGGUAUAUAAACGCAUUGAUAUGGUAAUUGAGAAAAAUGCGUAUUUGACAUGAAAUGCCAAUAUUUGGUGAGAAAAAUACGUUGAACGAGAUAAAAUUAUAUAUUAUAAUUAGCUACAAAUAAACAUGUACUCUUAUUAUAACUUACUAAGUGGUAUUACGAAGAAGAGAAUUUAUACAACAUGUAUAUGCCCUGAAUUUGUCAAUA
Molecule: messenger RNA, 918 nt
Organism: Mya arenaria
Lineage: Eukaryota; Metazoa; Mollusca; Bivalvia; Myida; Myidae
Product: thialysine N-epsilon-acetyltransferase-like
Exons: 2
Coding region: 94-603 (169 amino acids)
Molecular function (GO): N-acetyltransferase activity
Source: RefSeq, a predicted model, not a curated record